AUGGUGGAUCGAUAUUUGGAAGGCUGGGUGCCGUCGUUUCUGAGCAAAGACGAGGAGGAUAAGAAGAAGAUAAGAUUUGAUGGUUUGGAUGAGAAGCAGGAAUUGGAUGAUUUGGAGUUGAAUUACUUUGAGGAAGGAUUAAGUGGUAGAGAUCUAAGAAUUCACAGGAAUUGGUUUGUGAGUGUUCGGUACUUGAUGUUGCGUAUUUUUGUAGUGUUGCUUGUUUCUGCAGUUGUGUCGUCCAGUGGUUAUGGUCGGUUUUCGUCUCCUGGUGGAGGCAGUGUGGUUAAAAAGGUAGGGCGUGAUGGUGCGCUAAUUCCAAUGGGUGGCAUGCUGUUGGGUUCGGACUCGACGUAUGAUAUUUUUGCUGGUGAUGGCGGUGUUGAUGAUGAGACCAUUAUUAAGUUUUCGGAGGUGACCAUGGAAGGGCUUCCAGUUAAAAAUCGUGUACACAGGCAGCAUUUGUUUUCUCAUGCUUAUGGGGAUUCUUGGGGGAAGCCCUGGACGGAGUCUUUUGUUCCUUGGAGGGGGGGCUUGUAUGACAAGGUUUAUCUGGAACUUGUUACUAAUGUUACCGGGACUCAGUAUGAUCGGUUGGUGCACGUCUUUAUGGACAAUAUCACGGUGUGGAGGUCAUCUACAAUUGAACCCUAUAGGAAUAGAGUCGUUCAGUCGCGGCCGGCCAAAGACAUAUCAAAAUAUAUUUCUUUGUUCAACCAAGAAAUAAUCCGGGAAGUGAACUUGACUGUUCAGCUUGACAAUAUUAUUACACCUGAUAUCGAUGGGGUCUUCUACGUUGAAAUAUACGCACAUUACUACUGUGAUGCUUGCAAAAUAGCGCCGAUGGACAUUUCUAACUACACAACGGUGUACCAAAAUUUGUUAAGUUAUUCCUUGACUCCGGCUGACUAUUUGUUGCCGUUAUUAGAAAUUCCAACUGAGUUGACUCCAGUGAUAUCCUAUUCACCGGCGGUCUCUGAUGGACGCAUUUCGGUGGGAUUAGUUGAUAUCCUGCCGGAGCUAUCCGCUAUUAAGAAACUAGUUGUGGAGUUAUAUGCUUCAGGAAAUUCCAAAGAAGAGUUUUGGUAUGGGAAUUUAUUAAAUGAUACCGUGCGAUAUACUAACGAUACACAGGAUGGAAUGGUGAAUGGCCCCCUAAGACAAGUGAAUAUCUACCUGACCUCCAAGGCUCAUGGCAAGAGCUAUCUUGCAGAGUCGUUGGUCCCUUCGCCAACUAUUUACACCGGUGGAAUGUCACCACCGCUGUGGAAGCCAUAUGUUUCGAUUGAUGCGUUCGAUGUUCAAAGUAUAUUAGUCGACUUAAGUGCCUUUUUGCCGCUGUUACAAGCAAAUGAAGAUAUAUCAGACUGGGCUAUUGAGAUUGAAGUGGUAUCGUCUUUAGCUGAUGACAGUAAUAAGUCAAUUGGAGAGAACUGGAUAAUAACGGGGAAUCUUUUAAUGUGGUAUGCUAAAAGCCUUGGGACUAAUAUUAGCUAUACAAAGUUCGAAGACUCUACGUUUGACAAAAACUUUUUACCUGAAUUACAAGGCACUGUAGGUGAAUCUCUUUAUCAGUCUAUUAACUCAAGUUCCGUCUUAGAUGUACUUGCAGAUAUCGUCAUAAACAAUCAGUCAUUUAAAUUGGUGCAAACGACAAGUACAGAAUAUUCUUCUAAUUUGAACCUCACUAAUUCAUUUAAUGAUGAAGAUAUGUACGUUAAGCUGGACAGAAUAAAAACUUUUUCCUUGCAUCUUCCAGAAUCCCAAUCACUGUUCGCUAGGGUAGUUGAGCAGGAAUCGUGGCUCUUGAUUGCUGAAACUAGAAAUGCUGAGGUGAAUAAUACUGAGGGAGAGCUUAAUUACUUAACAAGUGUCACCCGAGAUGUAUCUAGAUCCUCCUUUGCUCAAGAGUUUGCUACCAAUGGCACACUAUUCAAAACUACGCAAGCUCUUGACAGUUCGCCUAAACUCCUCUUUAGUUCAUUGCAUGGCGAGCAAUAUUCCGAUGCAGUGUUUACAAUAUCUCCUAACGGCAAUCGGGGGACUGGUAACUCUGUUAAUAGUGUUCACAGUGUGCGUGAUUAUCCAUAUUUCUCUCGUUAUUCUCGGAAGGCCAUCGCUAGGCAAAAUUCUAUUUUGAUGGAUGAUAUCUCUCGCGUCUAA
Eremothecium cymbalariae DBVPG#7215 is the source of this 2163-nucleotide messenger RNA. RefSeq lists its product as uncharacterized. The record is from RefSeq and is a predicted model, not a curated record. The transcript has a single exon. NCBI's taxonomy places the organism in Eukaryota, Fungi, Ascomycota, Saccharomycetes, Saccharomycetales, Saccharomycetaceae. The coding region runs from base 1 to 2163 and encodes 720 amino acids.